AUGAGCUCCCAACCCCCAAGCAGCUGCGUACAUACGUGCCACAUGCGUGCCUUGCUUAAUGUUGCCACUAAUGUUGCCGUCACUGUUGCUGUGCAGCCACUGUUUCAAGAGCCCACAGAAAGUCUGGAAGCAGUGUCGCUCAGGGCGCCGGGCACACGUGGGGACCCCUUCACUUGCCCGUCGGCAGCUGCUCAAACGAAUACAGAGGCGAGAGUAUGGGAGGAGGGAACGGCAACACCGCCACCAGCGUCGCGGGCGCCAAAGUCAGCGCCAGCGCUGCAACCGCCGCCGCCCAGGUCUUGUGGAGCGGCCGUGCGUGGAGCCAGCCGCCGGCGCCGCACCACAGCCACCAGCCCAGCAGCCACACUGUCCAUCUGCCGCCCAGGCAGGACACCACGACUGCCGCAGGUCCACGGAACGGGUGGCGAGCAGCAUCGGACGGACGACGUAGAAGAGGACGAGGAACCCGACGGCCUGGAGGCCUGUGUGCGUAUAUUGGUAGGAAAGGGUCCCCACCCCGAUUUACAGGGGGGCCGUGGAGGGGCGGAGGCGGGGGAGAGGAAGACGAACCACGAACGAGUGAAGGUGGAGGCCGGGGAGCACCACAUUGAAGUACUGCCACCAGGUCACCUGCCUCCUACGCUUUGUUUCCUUAAGCUUCUCAUAGUGCGCCUGCGGCUUGAGCUUCUUGCCAUUGUAGUUAUAGCUGUCCUUUUUUUCUUGCCCUUGGGCUCGCUCGGGCCUGCACCCGUGUCCGUCAUCGCUACAAGCUAUUGCUUCUGGACAAAUGACGAAACGAGCUCCGGGGAACGGUAA
Volvox carteri f. nagariensis is the source of this 816-nucleotide messenger RNA. RefSeq lists its product as uncharacterized. The record is from RefSeq and is a predicted model, not a curated record. Lineage: Eukaryota; Viridiplantae; Chlorophyta; Chlorophyceae; Chlamydomonadales; Volvocaceae. The transcript is spliced from 4 exons. The coding region runs from base 1 to 816 and encodes 271 amino acids.